This is a messenger RNA of Python bivittatus (Burmese python), 927 nucleotides long. The record is from RefSeq and is a predicted model, not a curated record. NCBI's taxonomy places the organism in Eukaryota, Metazoa, Chordata, Lepidosauria, Squamata, Pythonidae.
GUUUUUUUCCUAAUGGGGAUCCCAGGCCUAGAAGGCGCUCACUUCUGGAUGGCCUUCCCCUUCUGCUCCAUGUAUCUGGUCGCUUUGGUGGGGAACAUCACCAUCCUCCUUGUGGUCAGAAGGGAGCCGAGCCUCCACUUGCCCAUGUAUUACUUCCUUUGCAUGCUGGCCAUCCUGGACUUGGUGCUGUCCACCUCCACCGUGCCCAAGAUCCUCGGUAUCUUCUGGUUCCACUCCCACACAAUUGGCUUCAAAGCUUGUGUGAUCCAGAUGUUCUUCAUUCAUGGUUUCUCAGCUGUGGAGUCAGGCGUGCUGCUCGCCAUGGCCUUUGACCGUUACGUGGCAAUCUGUGACCCCCUGCGCUACACCACCAUCCUCACCACCUCUGCUAUUGCCAAGAUUGGAUGUGCAGCCUUCAUGAGGGGCAUUGGGUUCAUGACCCCUUUGACCUGCAUGGUGAGCCACCUCCCAUACCGUGGGCCCAAUGUCAUUGCCCAUUCCUACUGCGAGCACAUGGCUGUGGUGAAGCUGGCCUGUGCAGAUACAACACCCAACAACAUCUACGGGAUCACUGCCGCCACCUUUGUGGUGGGCUCGGAUUCGGUCUUCAUCGCUGUCUCCUAUGCGCUCAUUCUCAGAGCAGUCCAAGGCCUGUCCUCUAAAGAGGCCCGGCAGAAGUCCUUUGGCACCUGUGGCUCCCACAUCUGCGUCAUCCUGAUCUUCUACACCCCUGCCCUUUUCUCCUUUUACACUCAGCGCUGGGGCCACAAUAUCCCUGCACAUGUCCACAUCUUCUUGGCUGACCUUUACCUUCUGGUGCCCCCCAUGCUGAACCCCAUCAUCUACGGCAUGAAAACCAAGCAACUCCGCCAGCAAGUGCUCAAGCCGUUCUUGCAACCCAACCUGAGUCUUGAUUCCAGCUGUUAG